AUGACACUCAAGAACUUACUUGCCCUUGUGGUUCUUAUUGGCGUUGUUGGAGCUUCCUAUGUAGAGGCAUAUGAGAACUCAGAAAGUAACCCAUAUACCAGGGAUGGUCUUUACCUCGGCUACUACCGCUCCAAGUGUCCACAAGUGGAAUACAUUGUCCGCCGUGUCACAUAUCAAUAUGUCUCUGCCAAUCCAACUCUUGCUGCUGCACUUCUGAGGAUGCAUUUUCACGAUUGUUUUGUCAGAGGAUGUGAUGGUUCCAUUCUUAUUACAUCACCAAACAAGGAUGCGGAAAGAGAUGCUCCCCCUAACUUGUCAUUGAAAGGCUUCGAAGUGGUUAAUGCUGUCAAGUCAGCGAUCGAGAGCGAGUGUCCUGGUGUUGUUUCUUGUGCGGAUGUUCUUGCCUUGGUCGCUAGAGACGCUGUUUUAGUGAUAAGAGGACCAUGGUGGCCUGUUCCAUUGGGGCGGAGGGACGGACGCAUCUCGAAUAUUUCUGAGGCUAACUUACCAUCUCCUUUUUCCAACGUAGAUACACUGAAGAAGAACUUCUCCGACAAGGGUCUUAACACUAAAGACUUAGUUGUCCUCUCAGGGGCUCACACCAUCGGUGUAUCUUCUUGCGCUCUUAUCAACAGGCGUAUCUAUAACUUCACCGGCAAAGGCGACUUUGACCCAGCAAUGGACCCUAACUACGUUAAUAUAUUGAAGGAAAGGUGUCCGCCAACAGAUUUUACGACCAGCGUGGAUAUGGACCCAACGAGUGCCGAUAAAUUUGACUCUCACUACUUCGACACUGUGUAUCAGAAUAAGGGUUUGUUCAUUUCUGAUUCAACACUUCUUAAUGACUGGGAAACCAGGCUAUACAUUAAGACACAGGUGUUUACCCAAGGGUAUUACUUCAACAGAGAUUUCUCCGAGUCAAUGGUUAAACUUGGUUCCGUCCAGAUUCUUACGGGGAAUCAGGGUGAGAUCAGGAGCAGAUGCGAUCUCGUUAACUAA
Molecule: messenger RNA, 999 nt
Organism: Eruca vesicaria subsp. sativa (arugula)
Lineage: Eukaryota; Viridiplantae; Streptophyta; Magnoliopsida; Brassicales; Brassicaceae
Source: the annotation of a GenBank genome assembly